This is a messenger RNA of Periconia digitata, 1915 nucleotides long. NCBI's taxonomy places the organism in Eukaryota, Fungi, Ascomycota, Dothideomycetes, Pleosporales, Periconiaceae. The record is from the annotation of a GenBank genome assembly.
AAUGGCCCGAGUCAGCCAGUUUGCGACCUCCACCAGCGUCCGGCCUCGCCAUCGUGAUCCUCGCGGUAGUCUGCGCGUUGUCGCUAUCGCUGCUGCUCUGCGUCUCUCGGCCUCUCUUCUUCUUCUCCUCUCCAUCCGCCAAGUACGACCGCGUGAGUCGAGCAAGCAAGCAAACAAGUGGAAAUCAAGUAGGACGACGGCCCGAGCAAACUCUAUUGAUUCCACUGUGCAAGGUCCGCAUGCACGCAAGCAAAUAAACAAACAAACAAACACCAAAACCGAAACCCGCCGCCGCCGCACUCCCCGUCUGACCAGCAACACAUUCAUUCACUCAUGCACUCAUCCAUUCAAUCCAAACUCACACCUACAACCUCCAUGCCGCUACUGCAACUCUAACCCUGCCGCGUCCGCAUCCCAUUUGACAUACUUAUACCUCCAGCACAGCAUUGAAACCCUCUCUCAAACACUUGCAUGUCAUGCCAGCCUUGACACGCUGUCGUGGGGGAAAGGAUGAUCCCCCUAUUCCAAUAUCCACAUGCUAUACAUAACCGCAGCAUCUAACAGUAUGAUCCACGCCGUGUGCCGCCGCAUCAGGCGCGGACCAGCACCCGCUUGGCUGGCUGCACGACACCUGUGCCUACGCAUGUACCGUGUAGAUGAGGCAUAGGUACCCUGUGCAUGUCUUCCCGGCUGCUCGGCUCACCGUCCGGUCGCAGUGUCCCGCUCCCUUUGCUGAAACAUGGCCACUCGUCUGCACUGGCUCACCACCACCCUCUCUGCCAUCCCUCAACACCAUUAUCCAGCUUGAGGCCAUCGUGGCCUGUCUCUCUCUCUGUCUUUCUUUUUUUGAGCGUCACGUGAUGCAGUCAUCUCCCGUUGGGCUGCCAACAUUCCGAUGAACCUUCUCACCACGCCAAAUUAAAAUGAAGAGAACGCGACACUCACCCCUCCCCCUCUAAUCCGCUCUUUCUUUUAACCCAACAAACAAACAAAAAAGAAGGCAUGCAAUCAUUUGUAUUCCCGUAUCGCGCAAAAAAAGCGUCUCCAAUAGCAAUCCACAGCCUAGCCUAGCCUCUCCUCUCUCUCUCUCUCUCUCUGCGCAAAGAAGCAAGCAAAAUCCCGCAAAUUGCCGAACCACCUUGCAUCUAUAACCCCCACUCCCUUCUGCCUCGGAAACCACCGGAACCCCCCACCUCGCCCUCGUCCGGAAAAACAAAUCCUCCGCAGCCUACACCUGUUAUCUGUCUAUGUAUCUACACGAAACAAAAACUACAAGGCGUAUGCCUUACUAAUUAGCGGUGCCUGCGUUAUCUUUCUUUUCUCUAGUAGUAUGUAUGUGCGGCGUGCCACGUAUGGGUACACGUAACUACGGUCUAGCGAUUUGUAUAGUCUUGUGUAUAUGAACUAGAUGCUUGACUAAGCUGCGUUUGGCUUGGGGACUAGGUGAUUGGUUUAGUGCAGGGUAGAGUAGAGUAGAGUGACUUUUAGUAGGUAAGUGUGUGUUUUUAUAAUCUUGAAAACCUAAUUAAACUGAAUUGAAUUGGAUUAGAUUGACACUAGGAACAUGUUAAGAGUAGAGUAGUUCUUCCGUUUACGUCUACAUCUCGCUCUCUGAGCGGACUGGCCUUGUAUCUCUAUUCCCAGCCGGCGACAACAACACCCCCAAACCAUCACCACUACUACUCUCUUCCUCCUCCCUAUUACUACAACUACCACUAUCCCUCCUCCCCCGUCCAGUAGGCCCCCUAACCACCCUCAGCCCUUUCCUCCCUCCCCAUGUUCGCGGGGUGCACAUCCUUGCAACAAGACAACAUGCGGAGAAACUAUGCACAAAACAAGGAGACAAGAACCACAAUCAACAAAGACGUUUGAGCAGUUUCCCUGUAUCACAUCAUCUCAUCUCAUCUCAUCUCGC